CACGUCACUUCGAUCAAUGAAAACUGACAGCUGACGGCGCUCUGUUUCGUGUCCUGAUUUUUCUCUAAGAAAAAUAAAUAAAAUAAUAAAUAAAUGCUGCUUGCAUAGUGAAAUAAUCAAUGGCAUACAUUAUACGCUAAGUUAAAAGAUUUUUAUCAUCAAACAUGGAUGAAGAGGAGAAGAACUCUAUUAUACAAAGUCUUAAUUUAAGAAUAGGUGGCGAUAUUAAUGAUUUAGCAAGUGCUGUAGAAUUACAAGCAGAAUUAGCGGUCAAGCGAGAUCAACUUCAAAAUAGCUUAAAUGUAGCCAACAAUGAAGUGCCAACGAAACUAUCCGCAGCUUUGAAGAAGGCAGAAUUAAAUUCCAAUCAAAUAGACAAGUUGAAGAGUCGCAGUGAUGACUUAAAGAAGAAGGUUGAAGCCUUUCUGAACAAAACUGAGCCUUUGAGAUCUGAGAUUGAUAAGAGGUUUGCAGCUAUCAAUAAGCUGGAAGAGGUCUUAGUUUACUUAAGAUCGUUUGAGAAAAUUGAUGAGCUGAGCCGCCAAAUGAAACAAACUAAUGAUGAUGAACAAAUGGUGUUACUGUACAGUGAGCUCAGGAAGAUGUGCACCAUGUACCAAAAGGGACAUAGAGCCAGUUAUGUUAAGGAGUACACACAUUAUUGGCAUAAUGUUCUCAAAGAUAAACUCACUAAACAUUACGAAGAUGUACUAAAGCAGCUGAAAUGGCCAUUCUCGGCUCCAGCAGAUGCCUCCCCAAUACCUAAAGAGGUGAUGGUGAAGUUCAACAGUCUCACUAAAUAUCUAUUUCUCAUUGAAGAACCUGAGGAUCUAGUCAACAGUAAUGUGACAGAUGAAUUGGGACAAGAGAAAGGUCCAUGCCUGCCAGUGAGAGUGCUACUACGUCCUCUUAAAAAGAGGUUCCAAUUUCAUUUCACGGGUUCACGUCAAACGGCCCGUAUCGAUAGACCGGAGUGGUUCCUUACACAAACCCUUACUUGGAUCAAACACCAUCAAGUUUUUGUCCAAUCUCAUGUUCAACCGAUUGCUGAUAAAUUGGAAUUAAAGCAUGUUAAGGCAGCGGAUGAAUUCAAUGCUGGUCUCAUAGCACUGGCAGCCGAGAGAUUGCAUACUGUCCUUGCAUUAUACCAUACACAAAGUGCUAAGGGAGAAAUAGUCGAUGUCGACGCGGCUUUCGCUCAUGCCGUAGAUGAAACCCUAGGCUUCCAAAGGGAAUUAGUUGAGAUUACUGGCAAAGAUAUUAAUAGUGUACUGUCUGUAUUGACGAAGGCGGAAACCUUUGUGAGAUGGCAGACUGUGGAAAAGAAAUACGCCUUAGCAAAAAUGGACGAGAGUCUAGAAUGUUCUCAGUGGAGCGAGGGGGUAGGCGCGGGGGCAGGGGCUGCGACUGGAUCUGCGUUGUGGAUACCACGUGCAGCUGACUGGUUCGUUACGUUGCUGAGGACUAUUGAGGACCGAUAUGCGUUGUUGCCGCAGCCGGGCCACAGACUACAAUUCUUAGAACUUCAACUAGAGCUAGUAGAAGAAUGGCGUAUCCGUCUCACACAGCUACUGAGCGCGGCCAUAGACUCGUUACAUGUGGACUCCUUUCUAUCGCCCGAUACGGGAUCUCAUCCGUUGACAGCUGUCAUUAAUGCCGCUCAUCAUACAAGGACUGUUUUGUUGCAGUGGGCGCAUUCUUUGCACUACCUACAACUACAUUACUACCGGCGUCAGUUCCACAAUUUCACACAACAACAGCAUCAGGACGAUGAGUUCAGUGACACCACAUCUGACACAGACUAUACAGAUUCUGAUGAAAUGCCUUGCAAGAGGAAUAAAGAAAUAACUGCAGAAGCGUUAUCGCUAAUGGAAGUGGAACUACGAGCCAAGAACUUGGCGCUCAGUGAAAUGUCCAGGCAUAGUUCAAUGGUCCCAGAUUUGAACCAAUACGAUGUGACAUCACCAAUAGUAAACCUAGCAGUAACAGAACCUCUUACUGGCGAAGAUGAGGCAGAGGAAGCGGGGGUGUUUGCUGAAGCACCCGCGUUGCUCGCUCGCCUUAGAGACAGCGGCCUUGCGUCCCUGGCCGAACAUAUACUGCUAGAGUUUAAGGCGGGCUUGAAAGACUAUAAGAGACAGAAAUGGCACGGCCUGUUAAUCGUAGAAGAAAUGGCACUAAGCGUAUCGGGCUCCCUCUGCCGGCCGCUCGCGGCGUUGUGUGCGCGACUGUCCGUGGCGGCACAACGUCUAGCGCCUACACUUACUACGAGACUGCGGGCGCAUCUCGCUGAUAUUGUUGAUCAGUAUAUUUUUGAGGAGAUAGUGCUCGAGAGCUGGUUCAACACGGGCGGUACGAUGCAGUUCACGCACGACGUCAAACGUAACCUCGUACCUGCGUUUGCUCCACCGAACAAAAUUGCAACGCAAGUCUACCAGUUACCCAGGCUCCUAGAAGCGUGUAAACUCUUGAACAUGGAUUACGACGACGCCCGCCGUCUCCGCGCUCUCUUAACAAAACAGCCCGCUGCCGCCGCAGAACUUCUAGAACAUCAUUCCAUUCGUUAUAUACAAACAGCUCAGGCCCUCCAAAUUCUUAACCAGAGGACUGACCUCAGUGACGCAACCAGUCCCUCGUCUGUCAUGGAGUUGUUCUGAAACUUCGAAGGAGGAGGCGUCUAAGCAACUUGCUAAUAUUGGGGUGGAUCGAAAUGGCCGCCUUGUGGUGUCGUGUAACUUUUAAGUGCGACUCUCGGUUAGAUGUGGCAGUGAAUUUAAUUUAGGUUAGCCAAUAGGUAAUCUUUAGUAUAGCUUGGCAUUUCAAAUGAUAAACGCAAUCUUUCAGACGAAUAUUGUUCAAAAAGUCUGAAGUUACCUCAAGUCAGCGGAGGGAUUUCUUUUAUGCAUUCCAAGUAAACUUGAACGAUAAAAAUCGUGUAGAAUCCCGGUAUUAGACAAGCCCGCAUUACACCUCAUAAAAUAUUCAUGUUGCAAACCAGAGAUCGAACUUGAUAGUUACACGGCAUCCAUCUUUCAAAUUCCUAUUUGAAUCCAUUAAUUUGCAUAUCUUUUAGCGGUCAUAAAAUUGUGCUCAUGUGUUGAAUAACUAACCCUCUUCCUCAAACGUUAGAAGGAAUUUAAAAUAUCGAAAUCCUGUGAUCUUAAAUAUAUUUGCUAAUAUAUUUAUUUAAACAUCAUUGCAUGUGGAAUAUUGAUCGGAACGCGGUAACAAUGUGAAGGUUGCAGGUAUUUAGUACUCGAUGGACUAGCCAAUAUUCCGCGUCGCAUGAUUCUAAAACCACUUACAUUAUAACAAUCAUAUUUUGUACGCACGUAGACUUUUUUACUUGGUAGGAAGUUAAGUCGACGGCUAUGCCAUUUUCAGGACAAUUAAGCAAGCGUAACAUAAAAAAUAAAAUUUUCAUGUCACUAAUUAACUGACUAUUAACUACUACGACACUAAUUAAUUCUGGACUAAGAUAGGGUAGUCAUGGACUGGAUAGUAACUUCAGACGCGAUCAUUUAGUACCAAAAUCAUGCUUCUUCGACGCUCUAAACAUUUUUAUAAUUGAAGUAGUAAUUGUUUCGACGGCAUUAUCUAGUGGCAAGUUGAUUUAGCAAGAAUAGCCUCCUCCUCAUAGAUUAUUAUUAUUAUUCUGUAUAAAUAAUUGUGUAUUUCUGUAUCCACAUUUCAAUGGCAUAUAUCUUUUUAGGAUAAAAGUUUCUAGAAUUUUCCAAAAAUAGUCAUUAUUGCUCGUAUGUUAAUUAUUGCAUUUAUUAGUUACUAUUAAUGUGAUAGAUCAAUGAGAAUUCAAUUUAUUUGAUCGUGCGACUUUUUUUAAGAUUACAUAUUUUUUACCAUUGUAAUAUAUUUAUUUUGGAAGCCGACCCCAACAUAGUUUGGGAAAAAGGCUCGGAGGAUGAUGUAAUAUAUUUAUUUUAUUAAUUGUAAAAUAGUAGAGAAACUUGCCUUGGUGUAAAUAUUAUUUAUUUACUUCAAUUGUUCUUCCUACAUUUUCGUUUAAAUACAUUUUUGACAGUACAACUUUUAUAUUGUGUUUCAGUUUGUUGUUACGACUCAUGAAAUUAAUAUUUAUUGGCGAAUCAUAAUAUGUACCUAUAAUGUAGUUGCAAGCUAAUUACGCCCCUGCUUGCUUAAAACACUACUGCACUUUCUACAACUCAUUUCUACUGUAAAUCAAGCCUUAAUUUAGGUUUUUUAGGAAUUAUCAUUCAUGUAAAUCUGUUGUCAAAUAACUUUGCCCCGCUGAAGUCUGCUAUUUAAUUUCUUGCGCAUACGCAGUUGUGUUUUCUUCGUGACUGCUGCGCAGUCUCUUGUAGUCAACUUCGGCGGGGUGAAAAGAAUAUGAAAAGUCUAGUUGCAAACCUUUCAUGUGGCAACAUCGAUCUAUGUACAUUUUAGAAUUUAAAAAGAUUUGUAUGUAGUAACUAAUCUAACAAUCUUGCCAAAUUCCUCUUAAAAUCAGUAGAACUUUUUAAACCGACAUUCAAAAUUUUUAUUUUAAAUAAAUAUGUGUUCUUUGCAGCUCUUUGCAUAAUGUAUAAGUUCUUUUAUAAUGUCAUAUCAUACAUAAGAUAGAAAUUCAGUAUCUUCUUUAAGAAUAAAAAAUCCUUUUAAUAGUUAACAAGUACAUACAAAUAAUCACAUUUAUUCCCAUAGUUUAGGUGUUUCAUGCCCAUUCAUUCAUUCAUUAUGGUUUUAAGGGUCAUAUUUUUCCAAUUAUAUCAUCAGUACAUAGGCAGGGGUUAGGUGUCAGAACUAAUCCGAUUACGUACCUUAUUACAAAAAGGGGCCUAAAAAAGUACCAGGCUUAGUACUAGGUUUAGAGCAUUUCAUUGUUCCAGACAAAGGUUUAUACCCGAUACCAAAGCCGGAACUUGUUUGGGGACUACUAUUUAUAAUGAGGUAGUAAGAGUUGUACGCAAAAACCCAUGUGUGGUGAAAGAAAGGGGAUGUCAGUAUAAAUGGCCCUAAUUUAUGUAUAUUUUGUCUGUAGAUAAAUGUGUUGAGAACACAAACUGAGUCUGAUAAGUGUAAGUAGCUGUUUCUAUUUCAAGUGUAUGCAUGCAUUUUAUUUGAUGAAUUGUAAUAUCGUAUGAAAUAAAUUAAUAUAUUCAUGUUUU
Helicoverpa armigera (cotton bollworm) is the source of this 5144-nucleotide messenger RNA. RefSeq names its product RAD50-interacting protein 1. Gene Ontology annotation, cellular component: Dsl1/NZR complex. Gene Ontology annotation, biological process: retrograde vesicle-mediated transport, Golgi to endoplasmic reticulum; regulation of ER to Golgi vesicle-mediated transport; endoplasmic reticulum to Golgi vesicle-mediated transport. Lineage: Eukaryota; Metazoa; Arthropoda; Insecta; Lepidoptera; Noctuidae. Bases 165 to 2657 code for a protein of 830 amino acids. The transcript has 14 exons. The record is from RefSeq and is a predicted model, not a curated record.